Schistocerca cancellata (South American locust) is the source of this 4343-nucleotide messenger RNA. RefSeq names its product zinc finger protein 99-like. The coding region runs from base 260 to 2005 and encodes 581 amino acids. Lineage: Eukaryota; Metazoa; Arthropoda; Insecta; Orthoptera; Acrididae. The record is from RefSeq and is a predicted model, not a curated record. The transcript has 7 exons.
AUGACUGUAGAAUUCAGUAGUUCAUGUCAUGCGUUCGUACGGUAUUGUGUUGCGUUUUAUGUGUAAUAUGUAAGUGAUUUGAUGGUGGAGACAGGAAAUCACGGAAAGACACAUAUUGAGUGUGUGAGCUUGUGUUUCCGCAUUGCGAGCAGGAGGUGACUAGUGUUUAGACAAACAUAUUAGCGCACAUUAUGUACCUGUGCUGUUCGGCAAUUACGAAGAAUACCAGAUCGACGCGUGGUGGCUUAGGAGGGCAAUCAUGGACUGCAAGGGAACUAGUUUGGUGAAAAAAGAGAAGAAUGAAAUAUAUGCUGAACCAGAAUCCUUGUUUCUUGAAGGUCCGCUAAAGAUUGUAACACCUAGUCUUCGUAUAAAGCAAGACCUAGAACUGAAACAGGAGGAUGGCAUUGAACAUGAUUGUCUUGAAGAUAACUUGGUAAUCUCUCAUCCAAAUGAUUUUAUCAAGGAGGAUCCUGAACUAAAUUUGGAGGUGGCAGCCUCAAUAAGAAAUGCAUCUGAUAGUUUAAGUUUCAUUCAAAGUGCUGGUGACAGCUGUGACAUUUCAUAUCAAGAAACAUUGCAUCAAGGAGUAGUCAAUGACAAGCUGGAGAAAGAUGCAGAGAAGUCCACAGAUUUCAGUGUGUCUCACAACUGUACCAAAGUACAGACUUCACAAGAAGACGGCUUAUGUGGCACAAGAUUAAGUUGUAGCAUCAGGGAAAAGGAAUUACAUAAGUUUAACUGUAGUUUCUGCCUGCAGAGCUUCCCUUCAAAAUACAGACUCAUAAUGCAUAUCUUCAUCCACAUUGAUGGUGUGCAGGCACCUGCAUUUGUGUGUAAGUCAUGUGGUGAGGUAUUGCCGACUGAUGACUGCUUGAAAGAACAUUUGAGAGUGAGGGAGGUCGACCAAACAUUAUCUGCUACCAACAGUGAGAAACUUGAAUGCAGUGAUGAUCAUGAAAACAAUAUCUCCUUCGAGUGUGUACAAGAAGGAAUCGUGGAACAGACUGAGGAGCCCCCUUCAUACAAGGUACCCAGGAAAACUUUUAAAAAAUCCGUUAAUGACAUAUGUAAUACACAUACUGUGAAAGAAGCUGAAGAGAAACUUGAAAGAUGUAAUGACUGUGGAAUUUUAUGUGCAAGUGACCAUGUUCAUGUCCACACAGUGCUAAGUGCAAAGGGACAUCACAAAUGUGAUGAUUGUGGUAAAAUGUUUACUCAGUUAUGCAAUCUUAAGAAACACACUGGAGAGAGAUCCCACGAAUGUGUUGUUCGUAGAAAAUCGUUUACUGAAAGGGGCAGUCUCAAGAGACAUGAAUUAAUACACACUGGACAGAAACCACACAAAUGCGAUGUCUGUGGAAAAUCAUUUACUCAGUCGAGCCAGCUCAAGACCAACAUGUUAAUACACACAGGACAGAGAUCACACAAAUGCGGUGUGUGUGCAAAAUCGUUUACGCGGUCGGCCUCUCUCAAGACACAUGUAUUAAUACACACAGGAGAGAGACCUUAUAAAUGCGAUACUUGUGGUAAAUUAUUUAAUGCAUUGAGUAAUCUCAAGGCCCACAAGUUAAUACACAGUGGAAAGAGACCAUACAAAUGUAGUAUUUGUGGAAAAUCUUUUACUCAUUGGAGCAGUUGCAGGAGACAUGAAUUCAUACACACUGGACAGAGACCACACAAAUGCGAUGUCUGUGGAAAAUCAUUUACUCAGUCGGGCCAUCUCAAGAACCAUAGUUUAAUACACACAGGAAAGAGACCACACAAAUGCGAUGUGUGUGCAAAAUCGUUUUCUGAAAGAGGCAGUCUCAAGAAACAUGAAUUAAUACACACUGGACAGAGUCCUCACAAAUGCGAUGUCUGUGGAAAAUCAUUUACUCAGUCGAGCCAUCUCAAGACCCACAUGUUAAUACACACAGGAAAGAGAUCACACAAAUGCGGUGUGUGUGCAAAAUCGUUUACGCGGUCGGCCUCUCUCAAGACACAUGUAUUAAUACACACAUGAGUUGACCUCACAAAUGUGAUACUUGUAAUAAAUAAUUUAAUGUAUUGAGUAAUCUCAAGGCCCACAAGUUAAUAAACAGUGGAAAGAGACCCUACAAAUGUAGUAUUUGUGGAAAAUCUUUUACUCAUUGGGCAGUCACAGGAAACACAAAUUAAUACACACAACAUAGAGACCACUCAAAGUAUUGUUGAGGUCUGUAGACCUACACAUGUUGAUGGAAGACCACACGUGUUUUAUGAAAAUUGUUCGCAUGUGCUACAGAGAGGUCACAAAAAUUAUGACAAAUCCAUUUCCGCAGCUUCACAUUCGAAGAAGUUACAUACAAAAUACAACAUAUGAAGCACACAAUUGUGAUUUUUUGUUGCAAAUGCUCCAUGCUUUAAUUGUUCGGGCUACCCAAAAUUUGUGCAUUGAGAGGUACCUUUUACUCGUUUGAGAAGUAGUUUUGUGCAGUUAUCAGGACCCUAUAUUCAAGAAAAUGUACCAGUAUGCUGCUAAUUAUUUGAAAGAAACUGCCGUUUCAAUCUUCAUGAGGCUGUAUCCACUACCCAGGCGACAGCAGAAAUGUGUUUAUUACACAUUCAUAAUGUAGGAUAUUUAUCUCAAGAAUGGAGAAAGAUACAAAAAUCGCUUGAUUAUGUGAACAUAUUAUUGAGGUAUGCCUCCUUAAUAGUAUUGCUAUUUGUGUGAUCAAUAAUCUGCACACGUGUGAACUUUCUGUGCUAGUUCUCUAUUAGGAAGUAACUGAUGGUGGCAUGUAUGCAGAGAUAAGGGAAAAAUUAUAAUCAUCUGCCUAGUAGCGUUUUGAUUCACCUACAGACUGCAAUACAACAGUGCAUCUCUAUGGUAUGGACUCAUUAGUUCUUAGUUUUUCAGUUGUAAAUUGGACUAUAAGUCUACACACAUCUCACACCUUUCCCAUUAACUGUAGGCUAUCGGUUUAUUGCUGUCUAGUUGGUGUGCAAGAGCAUCCCAGAUUCAUUUCAUCAUGAUCUAAUGAGGUGAGCUGGGUGGGAAAGACAACAGUGUGAACCAUCAUGCUGCUCGAACCAUUGCAGUGUGAUUCUUACCUUGUAAUUUGGUCAGUUAUCCUGCUGUAAGAUGUUGUCACUCUCUGUAAAUACAUCAAGCAUUGAGUGAUAAGUUUGCAGUAAUGUUCAUGUUCUCCACAUCUGUCAUGGUGCUUUCAGUUAUGACCAGCUGUUUUCUUGCCAUCUCAUAUGAAUAUCCCCCAUAGCAUGACACUGCCUCCAUCUUCCUGCACCAGUUGUGUGGUGCAUGUAUGAAACAACUAUUCAUCUGGAUAAUGACAUAUCUGAGCACAACCAUUCACUUGGUCUGAAAGAAAUGUCAUUUAUCCCAACAUGUGACACUUCCUUAUAGGUAUGCAGUCCAAUCUCGAUUAUCCUAUUUGUAUUGCUAUUGUAACUGACAAGAUCGUUAGAUCAACAUGGGAAUACAAAGCUGUUACAUAACUUGGGGCCUCAUGUUCAACAGUGUCUGCUUAAUAGCUUGAAACUCUCGAGCCUGCUCAAGCAUUUUCUUCUGUCUCCACAGAUUGCCAUCUAUCCCAUUUUACAGAGCAGCUAGGUUCUGAUUUGCUUGUUCUACAUAAUGGAUGGGCAUUCUACAACCUUUGUCAACUUGUGGUUUCACCAUCUUUCAACAAUGUUCCAUAGAGGCUCAUGGUAGAAGCAUCUGCACAGCCAACCACAUUCACUGCUUCUGAGAUGCACUUACCCAGGCACCAUGCAAAACCAUCUGCUCUUUGGCAAAGUUAUUCACGCCAAUUUUUUACCAUACUGUCACUAGAAUGAUAACCACUCAUUUCUGGUUGUAUAGUUUCAUUACUACGUGACAUAGCCACAAUGACGCUGGGUAGCAAACACUCCUCCUACAGAAGUGGAUUUAGUGACCUGGAUUAACAGUGUAUCUUCACAAAAAAGGCCUUUUGGUAAAUUGUGUAGUAAUUCAAUUUUUCUGCUUUGUUAAAUUUUAUGUAAAUACACUAUUGUCAGUUCAAGUGCCGUAUUUAUUGUGAAAAAUUUUUGUAUUACAAAGCUCUGUACAUUAAUUUUAUGCAUCAAAUCUUUUAAUUAUUUGUCUGUUUUUAAAUACCAUGUAACUACUGUACAAACAUCAGUGGGAAAACUGUCAUCAUGUAGUGUCAGAUUAUAAUUCCGAUUGUUUGUAGAAACACAAGGACAGUUGAAAGAGCUCAGUGUGAUUUCUAGGUUAUGAAUUUAAUCCAAAUGCAUAAUUUUUAUUGUAAUAAGUUUAUUUAUCACAUGUACUUUCUUUCUAAUUGCUUUGUUUUAAUUUGAUUUUUUAGUUGUUU